AUGGCCCAGACUGAAGUAACUCCGCGUCGAUUGCUACCCGAUGAUGAGGUUUAUCGGCAAGUCUUUGAUGCAGAGGUCAGUAGUCCGUUGUUGUUUUAAGUGAAUGAAGCUUAUUUCGUUCUUCUUCACUGCAGUCGAUCGGCAUUUAGGUAACGGUGAAAUUUGUUAUUUCUUUCGUCGCUAUAUACGACCUAUUUACGAAGCCAAAUCGUUGAUCAAUAUUCAACAUAUUUUUACCAACUGCAGGGUAGCCGUUAGCUCAUACUUAACUUAAUAGCGCGCUGCUUGUGUAUUCACCUUGUGGAAUAUCCAAAUUUCAACAUUUUCUUACAAUUACAUGGUAAGACACCUCUGGCGCGAGUUAUGAUAGACUGCGAAUUUCAGACUGUAAAUUGAAUGGAAUUAAAAUUAAAUGAAUUUAAAUUUAUUAUUUAUUAUUAUAAUUUAAAUUUUAUUAAAUUUAUGACAUUAACUCACCUUCAGGUUAGUCUAGUAGAAGCACUUGAAAAAGAGAAGCUCCCACCAAAACCUAAGGAGCCAUUUCUUCCACUGGUGAGAGAAGCCAGGGCUACAACAGGCCAUGGUAUUCUGACAAAACGGCAGAAGCGGUGGAUGCAUGGUCGACCAAAUGAGAGCAGCAUUGAGAAUCCUGUACAUCUAAAGUAAGUCCAAUGUAUGAAAACCAUUCCAUGUAUGUAAAAUGGUGUGGAAAGAGAAUAUGUAAGCUGACAGAUAUUUAGCUAACCUGCGAGCAGAGGUCUUCUCUUUUGCAUGGCUUUUAGCAUUUACGAAACCAUUUGCGUGGCUUGUCUGUCACAUAGUUGCCACGCAAACUACUUUGUAAAUGCUAAAAGCCAUACAAGAAAGAAACUUCUGCUCGCGGGCUAAUAUUUAACAAUUAUUAGCCCCACCAAAACAGCUGGCCCCAGUUGUUCAAAAACUGGAUAGCACUAUCCACCGGAUAAAUCACUAUCCAGUGGAUAAGUAUUAGGGAAACCAAUUGCACUUUCCAGUGGAUAGUGCUAUCCACCUUUUGAACAACUGGGACCUGAAGUACAUUUACAGAGCCUCAUGUAUACAUACAUAAAUACAUACUUUAUUGAAAGGUCAAUAGUAGGCAGCGAAAGGCCGAUGUGGACCUUCUUUAUGUUGAUUUUUCAGAUGUGGCAGUUGUAUUGAUAUCAGCAAACAUCUUCUAAAUUUGGUCAAUGCUAGCUAGUAAUAUGAGCAAUAAGCUGGAGGUUUAGCAAAUCAGAAAAAGAGAAACAUUUGAAGGGUUUAACAAAAUAAAAUAUUCCUUAGACCUACAUUUUAAAACAUGUAAAAAGUCCUUACAGUGUAUGUAUGAUAGUGAUAGUAUGUGAUUGUAAACUUAAACUGCCUUAUCAUUUUUUAAUUUCACCUUUUCAGAUAUGCAGCUCUUGAUUCUAUAGAGAAAAAUUCUACACCAGAAAGCUAUUUUGAAGCCUUAGAAGUCAGAGGACUUCCAGAUACACCAAGUAAGAAUGAACUAUUUUCCUUGUCAUGUAUUCAAAGUCAUUUUUGUUUUAUCAGUUGAGUUUCUUUGUAACAUAAGAAUACAACAACCGGUACAAUACAUGUGCAACAUUAUACUGUUGUAAUAUUUGUAAUUGUUAUGUCAUGUGUCGUGAAGUGGUAGAACUCUGAAAUUACAUUAUAGUGGCAAUGAACGUUAAUAAUCUCUCCUUGUAACCAAAAAAAUCAUUGUGUUUCAAAGAAUCAACUCAAAAGAGGACAAACAUCAUAGAAAGACUACAGUCUAGCAGAAAAGAAAGGUAUGCUACAGCUACUUGAAAAUUCACAUUGACUUUAACUGUUUGUGUAUAUACUAUGCCAAAUACAUUGUGUAGUGAGUUUGUUAGUCUACUGGUACUUUCCAGCUUACUAUUUUUCUUAGUUUCUUUUGUGUGUGUGUGUGUGUUUUUUUUUUUAUAUUUUAGGAAUACAGGUACUUAUGUGGGACUGUUUAUAUACUAAUGACCUUUUUUUCUUGAAGGCAUGAGUCUUAUUUGGAGGAUAUGUAUCAGGAAUUUGGAGUCAUCAAUGCUGUAAGUUACUUCGUUAUAAUGUGAGGUUUCUUAAGCAAGCAGAUACUUUCGAACACCUGGCGAGAGACGAGGAAUAAGGACCCUGCAAGUCUUUUGAUUUCCUUUUUUAACAUAGCUUAUUUCACAAUCUUGCCAGGAACUGGAGCCCCGCAUUCUUGAAUCAUGUGAAAAUUUAAAAGAGCUUCUACUUGAAAAUGAUAAAGGUGAGAGUUUGUUCAUGACACGUCUAAGUUAAUCAUUAAAUUGUUAUUUUUUUAAUGCACUUCAAUUUUUUUAGUAAAAAUUAAUCUUAGGGAAAGUAUAGUGAAUUUAAUGCUUGGUCAUAUGGAUCAUACCUGCCAACUCUCCGAGUUUUCCUGGGAAUCUCCAAGUUUUCAUCAAAUCUCCCGGUCUCCCGGUUAGAGCACCAAAUCUCCCAGGAAAUAGCCACUGUGGCCUUUGUCAAAUUCUUUCAGUAAUUUUGUUAUUUUCAAGAUGUCAAAAAGGAAAAUAAACAAGAAGUGGAUUUAGUGCUCUUAUUUGAGCUGUUCAAGAUCGGAAAACGUAAAACAGAGCAAUGCAACCAAAUUGAUAUAUCUUUAACGAGUAUUGUAAUUGGUCAGAAAUCGACCAAUCAAAUUGCACAAUACCUGGUAGAAAGUAGGCCUGGUUUUUUAACGCUGUUAUUAAUGUCGGGAACAUUUAGAAGGCCUUUGGGUGAUUUUCGGAGAGUAUUCAGACAUUGUCGGAAAUGACAUUCUUACAAAUGCAAAGAUUUUUAGCUAGAUGUCUCCAGAUUUUUGUACUCCGGGAAUUGGCAGGUAUUUAUGAAUGAUUAUAAAGUUUCUAUUAAAUAUCUUCUAGAGAGAACUUCUGUGAAUAAUGAUAUUUUGUUAAAGCAAACAUGUAUAACCUUCUUCGUUUAGUAAACUCUUUCUAGUAAUAGUUCCAGCUGAAACUUCAUUAGCAGUAAUCAGUACACUAGCUGUAGCACUUACAUCCCUUUACAUUCUGGUAAUUUUUUGAGUCUCAGAAACAUCAUUAUAAAAGAAUUCAAAUGAAAGAAAUUUGUACUUAUGGCAUUUGAUACCGGUAAUUACUAUGAACUUAUUUUUCUUUAUUUAUUGUUUCUCAGAAAUUGAGCAACUACUUCAAACAAUAGAAUGUGAUGAUGUAAGUAUUUAAAAAUUUUGUCACAGAAUAUGCAAGUUACUUGAACGUUCUAAUCUUUUUCUUGGUAUGAUUCAUGCAUGAGCAUUUAAUCGGCAACAACAAGGUUCCUUUAAAAAAAAUUGAAGAAAAAAAUGCACAUUAUGGUUCUUAUCGGGAGCUUUUGUAAACUUUGGCAAAUUUUGAGAACAAAUUCUAUCUGAAGGAAAGGUACAUGUGUAUUUGUGAUCAAAAAUUUAUCCCCUUAUCUACCAAAAUGUUCCUUGUUUCAGUGCUAGCUUUCCAAUGAAGUUUCUUGGAAAAUCAGCAAGGAGAGAUGUAAAGAAAAACAAACUGUGUACUCAAUAUUAUUUAUUGAACAUUAUAUUCAUGGUCUAUACCAAAUAAUGUGCGUGUGCUCCUGUAGGCCGUAGUUUAGACCAAUGAGCAUGCCAGAAAUCACUCAGUUAUGGUGGACUAACACUAUUUUGAUAGGUCUGUGCUAAUGGUAUAGGCCCCAGCAGAUUUUAUAGUAGACAAGUGUUUUUUUAGGACCUUCUUCUUCAUAACUUAUCUGACUUGGAAGCGCUGUGGGAGAGUGUUGCAGAACAUUCUGUCCAUCGACAAUCAUGGAUUAAUGAGUUGGAUGUCACUUUGGAUCAAGUUGAAAUUGACAGAGGAGACUUAGUGAGUAGACUAAUUACAGUCUCUUAUUUUUAUUUGUACCAAGACAAGUGUAACCUGCUGUAAAAGGGUAUCAAAUCUACUCAGGGUUGAGAGAGGGAGUGAAUAAGGUUGUGUGAAAAAUAGUUCUUACAUCCUUUCAGGGCUGUCAUUAAGAGGCGGGGGCAGAGGAUUUCCGCCGGGUGAUAUAACAUUGAACAUGGCCCCUGGCUACUCUCAUAGGAAAAUAGAAGAAAAAUAGAACCAAAAAAAUAUUCCUAGCUGUUUUAUUCCCUGCCUCCUUUUUGUAUUUACCCAGGAACUUGAAAUCUUAGUGACAUCCCUGAUCCUUCCCAAGGCUUUGCUCCAAGAUGUGACUGUUAACAGUCUAGAUGGUGUGUGACCUAAAAUUAUAUAAUUUACUUAUACUGACAGAGACAUUGGCAUAAAAUAGCUCACAAAUUUCAAGCCAUGAAUGCUUGCUGCAAACUGUCCUCUCAUCCCCGAGAUUGUUGUUCACAGAAAUUAAUCUCUAAAUCUACUUCUGGUCUUAGUGAAUUACAGUGAAUUAUAGUGUUAUUUUGAACAACUGUUGUUCAAAAUAAAACUAUAAUUUUUCACAGGAUUUAAGUCUCUGUCCAGUGGAUAAGGCUAUUGGUUUCCCUAAUACAGUUGCAUCUGCUGGAUGCUAAUUUAUCCAGUGGAUAGUGCUAUGUCCAAUAUCGUAACAACUCGGGCCUGGGACAUACAUUGCUUCCAGCAAAUUCCACCAGUUGUACAACAUUACGUCUAGGUAAAGGCAACAGGAUAGCUCUAUCAGAAGUAAGAAAAGGUAACUGCCAACCCUAGUACAAAUGACCGGUUCAUGGCAACAAUGCCCCGUGUAAGGGUCCUGAAUUCCAGAUUCCAGGCAAAGGAUCCCUGUCUUUGUCACUGGGUCUUGGAUUUUGGAUUCCAAUCCUUAGUGAGAUUGCAGAUUCCAAAGCCCAGGAUUCUGGGGAUUCCACAAGCAAAAUUUUUGCAGAUUCCGGAAUCUGGAUUCCCUUAAUGGGGCGAGGAGAGUCUUGCUUAAAUUGAUUUCCAUGACUGGUAUGUAACCUUUGCUUUGCCUUGGGGAACACUGAGUGUCAAGGGCCAACAAAAUGCACUGUUUCCCUUGGGGUGUGUCAUUAAACUGUGCUUAUUAGUUUCUCUCAUUUUACAAUGAUAGAUUUGUGAGACUCUGAAAGGGUUUAACAAAAUUCUAGAAAGAGUCGCACAUCUGAUGCCACCUGAUGUACACAGACUACUGGAAAGAGAGGCUCAGCGUGUAAACUCUACUAUUCUGAUGAACAGAAGGGCGUAUGCUGACCUCAUCUCUAACUUACUCAGUGGUAAGUCAGGGGAAAUGGGCUCGUGGUGCAGUUAUCUCACAUUGCCCCUUUGAUAAUAGCUGUACUAGUAAUAACCAAACGUUACGGAGUGCGGGCGACGACGAUCGAAGUUCAAAACGCUUUUGCUCUAACGUUUGAUGUGCUUUGCGUAAGUUUCACGUUACAGAUGGUCAAAACACGCGUGAUCAAAUUACGAGGGAUAGAAGGUCCAAACGUGGGUGAUCAAAUUGCGUUCUAUGCAUUCCAUUCAUUCUUAGUGGAAGUCCAAACGAAUGCUGGCUACAUACAUGCGACGCUUGCGUAAUAACAACCUAGAGAUUAGGAUGCGGGCUCCUCUCGCCCGCAAUGAAGUGUCUCUUUUGUCUUCUUAAAGUACCUCUGCUCGUAAAGACAGAUUGAAAUGAGCGGAGGUUGUAUGAAUUUAUAUCUGGUCAAACUAAGGCGUUAAUAUCGAAUUUUGUUUGCACACGUUCUCACCUGGCUUAAAUGAGCAAUUACUUGUACUGAUGAGCAAUAAUUUCUUGUACCCUUCCUACACAUGUCUGCUAUGGACAUUCAUUCGUUGCCAUUGACGAUUUAUAAUUUACGGAGUAUAUGUACGUAUAGAUUGAUGGUUCGCUUCGCUCGCCAUUAGAGAGCUUGCACGCAGACUAAUUCAACGUUUGAAACGGGUAUUAGAGAGAGCAAUACUUAACUGCCUUCCAAAAAAAUAAUUGAGGAACAUAUGAUGUUUGUUCAACGUGUGAUGUUCCACUGUCGCUGGAGGGGAGAGAGGAUAUAAGAGAAUUGGGAGAGAAACCACGCCAUGUUGAGUAUUCCCCUUCACGUAUCUAAUAUUUUCUGAAAUGAUUUUGAUUUUGAAGCUGACGUGGAGCGUGAGAGGCAAUCUUACAUCGCUUGGCAAGUUCGAGUAGAGGACUGGAGACAACUGAAGUGCCGAGAGGCAAUAGAGAAAUUCAAGUAAGAUCAUCUGAUCAUCUAAAUUUCCCCUUUUCCUGUCCUUUCAAACACCCGCCCUUCAGCCCACAGCCAUUUACGUCCUACGAUGUUACAUUGAAAAUUCUACGUAAGUAAUAUUUUAAACGGUAGCACCCGUCACGGAAACACGCCACAUAUUGCUUAAAACUGCAGCUACUGUUCGCGCACACUGUAUGUUCGGCCUCAGUGCUGUGCUCAGAUCAAAAUAACUGCGAAGAAGGAAACAAGGGAAAACGUGCUGGAAUUGUACAUUUCUUGUAGUAAGGGCGCCAAUCACCGAAGAACUCAACUCUUGCAACUCAACCGCCCGUGUUUGGGCAACCUUUGUGAAUUAAAACUGCAGAUGUAGAUGUAGAUGCCGAAAACUAAGCAGUGUUGACAGGGCAUUGGUGUUACAUACACUCGAGGAGCACGACAAAACACCUUCUUAAAAACUCGUUUUUUCGGUGCUUUGAAUGUUUAAAGUUGCCCACCAACUUAUAUACGGUAUCUAGUUCACAGAGUUCGUGCGAGUGCUAUUGAGCUUCGCUUGCAAGGCUCAUUUUGUUGUGUCGGCCUGAUUAUCUCUGUAUUUCCACACUCGUGUUCCCCUUUGUGAAAAGAACGCCUUUGUUUUCCUCUGAAUUUGAAGGGAAUUUCAGCAUCAGACUGCCCACGGCGUUCAGGUAGCGGGGAUUUGCGCAAAAGGGAGGGAGGAGUGGAAAGAAAACAACAAAAAAACGAACGAACAAAUAAUCAAGCAUGCAAAGACACAUAAACAAACAAACAAACAAACAAACAAUGAAAUUAGCUCCUUCCCCAAUUUUUGCUCCGUUCUCUUCGCGUCUUCUCCACUAUCUACAUGGAAAUACUUGGCGACAACUAAACUGUUCCAGGCUGUAGCGAUGGCGUGUGAGUGAAGGUCAGUGAAAGGCGCUCGAAAAUAAUUAUCAGCCUCGCGCUUUAUCAAUUUCGAGGACCCGACUAUCUUGGAGCCUAGAACAGGCUAGGUGGGAACAGGCAAAGAAUUUAUUAUAUUUUGUGUAUGUAUUUAGCGAGUUCAUGAACAGCUCUUCCGUUAAAGAUCCACCGGAAUUAAAAAGGAAGAUGGAGUUGUUCACUGCCGAACAAAGUGCUGUGAACAAAAAAAGGAUGGAGCUCCUUGAAUCACUGAGGUUUGUUUAUUGAAGUGUUAAUUAAAGCCUGAUUUUCAUAUAAUUGCCCUGAAAAGUCCAGCGAUCUGAUGGAUCGUAGUGAUUGCAGCGAUUUUAUGAAAACCAGUCUUAAAUUGGAACUUAAGUCUAUCUCUGAAAUGGUUGUGUCAACAAUCGCUGCGCUCGUAACAAUGGCCGAUUGUCGAAGAGAUCUUUUAUUCGUAGGGAUCAUAAAGAGCCUUUUCACUAGCGUGGUGGCAGCUAUGCAAAUUUAUUGGAACAAAAGAAUGUUUAACACAAGAAGAAGGUUCAAAUCCCACAGGACUUGUUUGGAAUGCUAACACGACGGCCUUUUCAUUGUUUUGGGAAACAAAUAUGGCACACGUGACGUCAUGUGAAAACGCUGUAUUCGCCAUUUUUGGUCGGGGAGACUGGGACUGGGAACUGGGACUGGGCCUGGGACUGGGUCGGUGUUGUGUCGAACAAUGGGAAGGUACUUAGGGACCAAUUUUACGCCAGUUUCCUGUGUAACUUCGUAACGGCCAAUAACAACGUACCAAAGACAGUUCCUUAAUGCAAUUAUGGCCAAUGGAGGCUAUGUUAAGAUGAUUUACGCCACCAAACAUUUCUGUUUGUUUCACUUAGACUGCUACAUAAUCAAACUGACGUUUCAUGACUUAUAAUUGUUUUCUGCCUGUGUACUGCACUACUCAGGGUGACUUUGGGCAAGCUAAGCGCUCCCCCGCCCUCCCAUUUCACUAACAGUUACCUUAUCACUGCAAUUGUUGCUUGCACGUCGGACAAAUCGUUAUUUGAAACAGGCCUCUAUUAGCUCCUGGCUAUCGGAUAACCCUUUUAUUUGCGUCCUGUCUUGUAGCAGUUCUAAGGAAGCGUUAAUACCCCGAGAAACAAGAGUUAAUGGGCUGAAAUGCUAUCCUGGAGGGACUGUAUUUACAUUAUCCUUUCGCACACAAAACAAUGAACCUAUCGUUUAAAGAAAUGAUCCCCCUUAUUUUACCACUGAGAUGUGGGUACGGUUUUAGAAGGCAGAAACCUUAUUUGAGAUAGAGUCAGUAGCAACUGGGUAGGGAGAUUUAGAAGCUCGAGCAAGCCAGUAAGUAACUAACUGCUGCUAAAAAUGCAUUGUACAUGUGCAAGGAUUUACACAAUUUUUGUCCAGUUCUUGACUUAACAGGUGUUUUAUGAUCUUGUCAAUAAACAGGAACAUGAGGCCUCCCAAUUCCACUAAAUCUGCUGUGUACCAAUGGAACUCUGCUCUCAUUGACCUAAACCGUCAACUUGGUAAGAACCGUCGAUUAUUCGUAACCAUUUUGCUCUAAACUCCAUGGUUAAGGCAUGUUAACAGACACGUUUUCGGAUUUCAUAACAAUGAUAGCUGUUUCGAUGAGGCUUGUUUAUCGUUUGUCUCAAGAAAGUCGUUUUGUUAUUGAUCACGGCGUCUCAACCGCAUACUGCUGGCCUUCAUCUGGUGAUUGUUCCUUAAUACUUGUGAGAGUGGAAAAAAUCGGCAAAUUUUCCCAUUCAGACGAACGAUUUUUCCUAGCCAAUGAAAGCUUGCUUGCAUGAUUGUGGCUUUACAUUUUUUUUAAUGGAAAAAGGCAAGUAAAGUUAUGACAAAACUAAAACAAAACUGAGUAUGAAUCUUAGUCGUAAUAGUAGUUUGAGUCUGAUAUGGCCUAUGUUAAGUGUGAGGAGCGUGAAGAAGCAAUACAUCAUUUUCAGAUUUAAAUGAUGUAUGCUUCCACAUUUGUUGACCUUUUCUUAUUUUUCAGAGGGAGUUCAUGCACGAUACAAAGACAUCAUCCAGGCAGAGUACGACCGUGUUAUUGAGCAGUGCAUGGACGAAAUCAACAAUGUCAAGGUUGUAUAAUAUCAUUACCAUUACCAUUGUAUAUAGCGUCAUCUCUCUUGUAUUUUGUUUUUUUCACCUUCAGUAUGCGGAGAGAGGCUUACUUUUUAAAAAUUUAAAUUGCUUAGACCGUGGUGACGGAGACUUAUUAUAAUUGGGGCAUGAGGAAACCAUACAAACUUAAACUUAACACAGCUUUGGGCGCAACAACUUCUGGAAUCGUUCGGGAGAACAAGCGUUAGUUAUGAUUGGUCAGUUGUAUCCGAGGACAACCCUUAAUUAGCCCAUCAUUGCUUGUACUGUUCACCCACGCGAAACUUUUCCGUCACAGGCUUGUACCCAUCCUCCCUGUAUUAUAUGGCGUUGUGAAUUUUAAAUGUAUGAUAAUAGACCUUUUACACAUAACGCUGCGGCGGUCGUGUUGGUAUACCAAAAGUAAUAAAACAGCGUUCAUUUUGCCGUACCAGAUCAAUCCUGUGAGAGGUCUACUGAUUUCUUAUCUAUGUAAACACUUUCUUUUUCCAGUAGUUUUUAAACGAUAAACAGUUGGUAGAUAUCAGUUUACUUCGAUAUUAUCGUCAAGCGUACUGGUUAGUGGGUUAGUAAGCAUCCAUGCAAACGUAAACGUAUUUUGCAUGGGUGCACAUGUCAGAGUAAAUCUGCUUAGCUUCAGGCCGCGUGAAAGGAAACGCACUCCGUACAUAGACUGCAAAACAGUCGGUUUUUUUCUCAAAAUCAGUAGCCUCAUUCCAGACCUUUUGAUAGUCUUGUUUUGCAAACGUCCUGGAUGUUCUGAAAAAAGCACCGCAGUUACAAUAACUAAGAAAAAAAAUUUACAGUCUUUAUUAAGAAAUAGUAUCAGUUAAAACCUUUUUUUGUCUUUCUAUUCCGUGAGAAGAAAUCAAUACGAACCUCCUUUUUUCCUUUUUUUUCCCCCUUUUUUUAGGAAGAGUUUCGAACGGGGGGUAUUCUUGACGCAGUUAGGACUGAAGAGGUAUACGUAAUUGUCAGUUGUAAAUUCCUACAUAAAAAAGUUCUUGCUAUUUAUUUUGAAAAAUGAAUUUGCGGUGGUUUAUUAUAAUUAUCCGAAUAAAGCAAGAAGUACGAGGUAAAGAAUUAUUUACUGAAAACCGAUUGUGGAAUCUCUUGAACUCUUAGUCCUUAGGCCUGCGGCGUGUGUGUUCUUAAUAAACGAAUGUGUGUAAUGAAAUUUGUUUAGAUGUUUUGUGUUUUGUAGUUUUGUAGUGGUUUUAAGUAAUGUUUAAUGACAGUUUGUGUAUUUAUUAUUUAAGUAUGAAAAAAAUUAAUAAAGGCUUUUAACUUAACAAGAAACAAUUAUCCUUUCGAAUCCUUAGUCCUUAGUCCUGUAACACGAAGAUAUUGUGAUCAAGUUAAUUUAUUUUUCACACGACGAUCUUAACUCCUUUGGAUUUUGUAAUUAAAAAAAUACUAGGAUAUACCAGCCUUUUGAAUUUUCGACUUCUUAGGUUCUUUAUUGAAGGCUGCAUCUCAUACUCUUCUUUUUUAGGUGAUGAACGAAUCAUUUUUGCCUCUCGUUGGUGAAAAGCAGACGAAAUUCGAACACGAAGUUGACAAAAUGGAGGUAAAUGUUGUGAAAUUGUUAACAGUUCCAAUUGGUAUUUUUAUACUUGUUCUGUUAAUGACCGGAUGAUUGGUUGUUACUCAUUUCAGCGUGCUUUGGAGAACUUGACCAGUUUUCACGAGAUGCUUAUCAAGUCGUUAUUCAAAUUCGUGCAAGGAGCUGCUCAUAUGUGGGAUUUACACGAGAUCGGCUUGGCUCGACAGGAAAGAAAACUACAGGUGCAAUAAUGAUUAUAUUAGAUUCGAGAACGAGAUUAAACUUCAUUAAGCUUCAUUCUACUCUUUUUUUUUUCACCAGAAAAGUUAGCAUGGUUAUUUAUAUUGAAGAAGAUUGAGCCCUCUCCCGAUCGCAAAAUGGCAACUGACAUUCGAUAACCUGUUUGUGUUACUAUGCCGCUAAAACCCUUAGCAGAACGAUGACGGUUAUCGCGUUUUCCCGAGAAAAUGACGCUGGUUCACGAGUGCGCACUACUAAGUAUCGAGAAAAUCUCACUCUCGUAGUGGUCCUUGGAUUCCUGUAGCAUUUGGAGCAGAACAGAAUGUGUGCUAAAUGCCCGGUAUUUUGAGCGCACCCUGGGUGAAGAGUUUAGUAAGACUAUCCAAAAAGCAAGGGCAGAAAUCUAAAACCAAUCAAAAAGUCAAGCUGACGUUUAAUUCUUAGCAGAAAGUUCCCAACCUUAAACGGCUUCCUUUUUACAUGAGUCUUCAUUGAUGACAUUACAUGAAUUAAAAAAUUAAGGUAUUACUUCCAUCGCUUUGUAUUUUGUUUAUUUUUAAAUCUAACGACCCUAAGUUCUACCGCAAAGAGUAGAAGCAUGUGUGUUGGCUGUAUGUUCUGUAUCUUGCCUUUUCUUUUCUUUUUCUGUUUUUGGCGUUUUCUGGUUGUUGCGUCGACUUUGAUAUAAAACAUUAGCGACAUAACUCGUGGUUUGAAAAAUCUUGAGGCAACCUUUGUAAUCUUCAAGUUUGGAAAAAUAUUUCAGCUACUCACCUUCGAGAACUUCGAUAAAAUUUCAUUUGAGCCAAUUAACUUAGUUUGGUAAAAGCAGCAUUCCCUUUGCGUCCAAAUGUACUUAGGUGUACUUCUAAUAUUUUGCUUUCAGGAGGAGCUUGAGAAGAAUCGGCGCGACCAUGAUGGUCUCAACCAGGUGAGCGCAGAUAACGAACGAAAUGCACAUGUACGUUUAGUUUGCGGCAAAGAAAACAUAUUUAUAUUCGUCAUGACAAGAAAUGUUCAUCAAACCGACUAAAUGUACAAUGUACUUGAACAAACGACUUUUUUUUUUUUCUGGUAGUGUUUGUGUGGUAUACAUCAGGUUUUGAAGGAACAAAAUGCUGCAUAAUGCGGAGCGUGUAAAGAAAGUAGUGUCCGAUAGCCCUGGGCUUGUGGAUUUUGCUAUCGGGCCAGUGAAUCUGUUUUUAACUUGCCCGACGGGCAAAUGAUGUUUUUUGAGCAAUUUGAAUUAAGGAAGAACUGUGAAAUCAAUUCUGCUCGUCAAAAAGCUUUUGGGGCUAGUUGAAAUGACGUCUGGGCUAGUAAAUGCUAGCUUCAGCUUGCCCAAAUGGCAAGCUGUAAAAAUGAUUUUCUUUGCACACUGAUUGCGGCUUAAUUUCAUAUCAAAAGCACGCUUGAUAUUCAAUCGAACAGACCGCUGAAACUUUGGUUAGGUUUUGAUUUGUUGUAGUAGGUAAUUCCUAGUGACUUCAUUCUGUAUCUGCUCAUUGUCAGGUCCUAAAAACUGAGAAGUCAAAAACUAUGUUUGGAAACUUAUAAAGGAAUCGUGUCAGCUUUUUCUGAUUGAUGAAAAACUCGACAUCUAUUAUUUUUGCGUUAAUUUUGCAGGUGAGAGAAGCAAACUUGGACAUUAUCAUGGACAAGAUGAGACAGGACUCAUCUGAGCAGGUAUAGUAUCUGUUUGCUGUUAAGAAAAUGGGACAUUUUGACAGUUGAUCGACCACUGAAUUUGUUAAUUUUAAUUUCUAAAUUUACUUUUUCUUUUUAUCACUCGUAGGCUUUAGCAGACAGCCUUCAAAACGCGUUAGCAGCCCUUGGGGAGAUCAAGCAACUGUAAGUGUGGCGAUAACUCAUGAAAACAAAUAUAUAUGACAAACAAAGCUUCGCUACUGCACUUUCAGAAAAACUGAUGCAAAAGACGCGCGGAAGCUGGGGAGAGAGGAGGUGGUCACGAGCAUCUCAUUUCCCCUUGUCCUUGUUUUCGCGACUUCCCUACGUAUCAGAGCCUCGCACAAGCUACGUGCCUCUUGGCGUUUUUGCAUAGGGUUCCCACCUCUUCAGUUUAACACAUCGCGCAGAAUGAGUGGACAUCAUUAGCUAUUCUUGACCGCCGAAGCGGCAAAUUCGAACGCACGAGCGCUCUUUCAAUAAGAGAAGAUUUGAAUAAGAGAAGAUAGAGCCUCUUUUGGCCCACCAGCGUUGAUAAAACUCAUUGGCGCGACUUCUUUAGCUCGAAAAUGACAAAUUCAUUGACAGAAUAUUGAAAAUGAAUGAUAUAUCUACGAUUUAAGCAUAAAAGAAAAGCAUUUUUCGUAGCAGAAGGACUAUCCCUCUGCACUUGAAAAUUGCUAAAAAGAGGCCGUUUUUUGUAUGGAGGCUAAUUCACUUAAAUUGCUUUCGUCAAUUUCUUAACGCUUAUGAAUGGAGGUGAAGCGAAGUCUAGGACUUUGAGUCAGCCCGUGCAAAGGAAGCUCGUAUGGUUGGAAUGUCAUUAUUUGUACCGACGAUAAUAAGUACGUAUACAUUUAUCGCGCUUUUAUGUCUACAGAUACAGUGAUUUCCACGGCCAACAAAUACAGACGUCGUGCUCUUAUCCUGAGUUAGUGCAAGAGGAACUGACAAAGUAUGAUGGCGAAGUGUGCAAGUAUUUUCAAGUGGAUCGACGACGAUCAUUAGUGAGUUAACAAAUUUGCGUAUUUAGAUUUUUAAAUUUAGAUGCACAAAGGGACUGUGAACUGCAUCUUAUAGAGCGGGCAAAGAGAAAAACAAACGGACAAAGAAAUUCACAAAUUCACACAACUGGGCGCAUAAGACGGAGUUGUUGGUUAGAGAGUUGCAAUUUUUUUUAUUUCUCUUCCUGACUGGUGUAAUAUUCUUGUCAAGUCAUGACUGUCGACGCCAACCUGUACUUUGAUUGCUCCUCCCUGCUCAGAGUGAGUCCGUUGAUAAUACGUUUUCUUUUUCCUCUGGACAAUCUGCAUUGGCAAAUAUGGGACCGUUGAUUAAGAAUGGUUUUAUGCGUGGCUUGUAGUAGAACAUCACCUUAUUCUUUGUGUUUCUUUGUAGUCGACACUAGAUCCAAAACCAAAGAAAAAGGACAAGAAGGAAAAACGUGACCAUGAUAAGUCCAAGAAAAAAGCGAGCACGGCUGUGGUGAGUGUGAAAAAGGUUAUAACCGCUCAGUUACCCCGAGGCCCGCACGGGUGUAGCCUGCAUAGCAAAUGUUCCCGCACAAGUUGUUUGCGAAAGUUGGAACAGUGCAAACAGUUGCUAUGCAGGCGAUAGAUGCUGGUCCAUCACAGGUUCGCCCCAGCAGUAUGGUGCCCUGUCCCAUUUAUAUAGUGACCUGGGUGAAGUGAGAAAAUGUGGAUUGUAUUUUCUUGUUUAAGAAAACAAUGCGACGCCAGGCUGGAACCCGGACUUACAGAUCUGGCAAAGAUCGAGAUGUUAACCGCUCAACCACCACAUCUCGUGAGAUUGCUGCCCUUAUUUUUCCUAAAUAGCCAGUUGUUUACUUCAGUUGGAGAAGAUUUAUCGGUUGCCUUUGAUGUUUUUUUUUUGGUUAGAAAACUCCUCCGUCCAUUGAUGAUGUGCUGACGACAUCAAAUGGUACCACAUUUUACAUUCUGGUUGAACCAGGGGAACACGGUCUGCUUCCUGAGACUCCAGACGGUAUUAAAAGCAUGAAAACUUGCAUGACCUUUCUUACGGAUACACAAGGUACAGUGCGACAAUCUUGACUGUCGACAAAUUCACGCCCUUGGCAUUACUACACCCUGCUAGCUGAGCCUUUUAUCGCUUGCUUAAUUUUAGCGUAUUUGAGUAAGACUCUGUAUGAGUCGAGUCAGAUCAUUGUUAAGCAUGCGCUAGGAUACUGUUUCAAACCCAGGCCUAAUAGCCCUAUGAACACUAACUGAAAGGGACGAAGGAGACCUGAUCAGCAAAAAUAUACCAAGUAGACACAUUGAAAUCUGCAAAACUCAUCAUACUACCGGGCUUUGCAAGACAUUACACGACCUCGAUAGAACCUAAAACAGAGCGGGGUGUAACCUUCAACAGCUGUUUUUCCAUUUUUGUGGCUCGUCAGGACGCUUCAAUAACAAACAGAACAAAGACGCUCUGCUAAGAAAAUACCCGCUCACUCUGUUGUAAGCCAUAAAAAUGAACCCCAACACCCACCGAAUCACGCCAUAUCACUUGUCUCUGGGAGAGGUUGCUGCCAAUGUGACAUUCCAUUUGGCCUAUGUAAUGCCCCACCUAUCUUUUAACCUUUCGUUGGUUCGUUGGUAGCUCGUCUUUCCAGCUUAUGCCCUGAAUCUACACGGAUAAUCCUCUGGGAUAUUCACUCAAAACUGAUUGCCAUCUAACAAAUUAAGUACCACUUGAACAACUCGUGCAGCACCAGUCAAUAGCACAGUGUGUACUGUGACUUUGUUUUCACAAGACCCAUAUGAGAACUGAUCAUGUCUGAACAAGCGUGUCUCUUGUGUGUUUCAGAGGAGGAAGAUGAUGAGGGUGUUCUGCCAUGCUAUAUCGAAUCCAUUAUUCUCAGAGAAGACCUUUUCUUAGAACUUAGACGACAGUAAGUUGUCUUAAAUUGAGUGCGACGUUUGACUUGUACCAUUUAGACAGUUCAGUUGAUGCGAUUUCCCUGAGAAGUCAGUUAGGCGCAGCGACAAGAACAACACUUCAUUAGUAAUUACAUGUCAUUCAACAAAGCACUGCCCACAAGUGCAAAUCUAUUUAAUGUGGGUAGUGCAUUCAAAAGUAGAUAGAGAUUAAGCUCACUAAAGGAAGGUUACGGUAGUGUUGAGUGAAAAAAUCGUCUUGUAUAAAGUAUAGUAGUUUACCGUAGUGUUUACCGAAAAAAAUCGUUAUGCAAUUGAGAACUAACACAGCAUGUAACUGAAACUUGAACAAGUGAAUUGUUAUCAGUAGAUUAGAGUUCGCAAACAUUAAUGUCACAGAUGUCCUCGUUUCACCGUAACCCAAACACAAACUUAAGUUGCAGCAGGGAUUAAAAAUUUUCAUUUUUAUGUACUUGCGCUUGCGUCUGUGUUCUUAACGUGGCAUACCAGGUACUCUCUGACGCGGUGUACGUAGUGUCUUUUUCCGUCCGUCCCAACACACCCUAUGCUCUUUGUUUUUCCUUACUAUGUUGAUGCCUGGGGACACGACAUCUAACUGUUAUAAUAGGGCUUUUGCAUUAACUGGUCAACAUUGCCUUUGUCACCUAUGACAACAUGUAUGCAUAUGUAUGGGUAAGCACUGAGUAAUUUUUUGUGUUAAUAUUUCAGCCUUCGAAUGCAGUUUUUGGAACACCUUGAAGAAUGGAAAAUCCAGGCCUUGGACAGAGCCAACAGUGUGGUGUCAGCCAAGGUAUCGUAUUGGUAGUGGUUGAAUAUUAUCCUUAGUUGAAAUUUUUUUUCCCAUUGUUUUUGUGUGCGGUUAUGGAUGGAAAUAAAGUUUGUGUAAAGAAUGUAUUUCUUAAUAAAGUUCAAAGUGUAAUUAAGUAUCAGUUCGCCAGCCUUAGCCGACCUGACGGGCGGCUAGGGCUCAUAGCUUCUGUUUUUCAAUCUUUUUGCAGUGGCUUCGUUUCAAUCAAUAUCGACCACAUGACGACAUUUUCUUUUUAGUUUUCCAUUACUGUCCAAAGUUUAGGACAGUGGAUAAAAAAUUGUCACCAUUUUCAUAAAAGAGAUCAAGCAAUACAGCUCAACAUCAAGUUUUUAAGUAGUUGUAACAUUACAUAACAUUUAUGGCUCUUAAACUUUGUUUGGUCUAGCACUCUAUAGUACUUCAAUACAAGUAACUGUAUUGGUUUCUUAUUCUGGCAUCCUCUUGCUUUUUAUAUAAGAAAAUGUUUUAUUUAUCAGACUGAAUUAGUAUAUAUGGAACUUUAACGGCCAACUGAUGUCCUAAAUCCCCUUGUUCUUAUACGCGGGUGUUUAAUGCAUUUCCUUCUUCUGUUGUUUUGUGAGCAGCUUAUUGCUUAUUUCCCUAACGGACACACCCAAAACGGUUAUCCACUGGGGCUGAAUCGUUCAAAACCCGUGAACUCUAAACAGAGCAUAAUUAUGACCUGUCGUACUAACUAACCCCGGAUUUUCACUGGCAAUCCGCCUUUGAACAACAUGACCCAGAUAAAGAGAGGGAGUUUAAUGUUGCUGCAUUUUCCACCAUAGGUCGAGGAGUUAAACAGUGAAUUAGAUUUGCGUCUCCAUUUGCAUGAACCAAGAGCCGCCAGAGCAGAACAAGAUGUACAUAACGUGAGAGCAGGUAAAGAGACAGACAGUGAGCUUCACUUACUCUUGCUCUAGGUUCGAGAUGGGUAGUUUAGGACAAUAUACGUCGAUAGAAAUUCAAGGAUUUGUGCGUGUUUAUAUUGCAUUGAGUUAGGCCCAAAUCAAAGUCGAACGUUUCAUGUACUUAAUUGAAGGAAUUAGGUUCGGUACAUGAAAAGUUGACGUUUGAACUGGGCCUUAGAGGCUUGUUAAUUUUUCUUUUUUCAUGCCAAACUGUGAUUAAAUUCUUGUGCGGUGAUGUUUGAAAAAAAAAAUAGUAAAUUUGAGUUUGAAGUAUCAAUUUUGAAACCAAGUUGCCGUCAAACAAGAGGAAAAAAUAACAAACAAAGGAAAGGAAACAGUUCAGCCGAGAGUCUUCAUACUUGGACAACCCCUGGUCCACUGCACCACGUUACCAAUUACUCAUUUAACAAGCGAAAUUACUAUAUUUAAAGCGUACAAGUCAAUGGUUCCAAGCUGGACUUUCGACCGUGCUUCUCUUCGUCUUAUCUCCAGCUAGAGAGCAGGUUUACAGGCAAAGCUUAAACUUGUUAAUGAGGACAUUUUGAUUGUAAUCUGUAGCGGAGUUGGUGAUGCACCGUGAACGAGUUGAGCGCCACUGCAAAGGCGUCACUACGUCACUGAAUGAAUUCAAAGCCAGGUUUCAGCAGAUGGUCGAAGAACAUGAUAAGGAGGUAAGAAUGACAGCUGACAAUCAAACCGUGAACUAGUCAAUCUAUUAUAAAACACUGAUAAGAAACGCUCUCACAACCGCUAUUUAUGUGAAGGUCCUGUAUAGGGUCCUGUACUGUCCUAUAGGUGGAGCAAGGGUGGCGCAUGGGUGAGAGCACUUCCCUCCCAUCAGUGUGGUCCAGGUUCAAAACCCAGCGUCGCCACCGCAUGUGGGACUUGUUUGGUUCUGGUUCUCUCAUUUUCUCGGAGAGUUUUUUCUCCGGGUAAUCCGGUUCCCCCUCUCCUGAAAAACCAACAUUUCCAAAUUUCAAUUCGACCAGGGAUCAGGUAGACGAAGAAGAAGAUGUGCUACCUGUAAAUCGUAGUUUGUUUAUUUAGUCAUUUCAUUUAUUUAUUUAAGUUAUGAUUGAAGUCAAUGGAUCGGCUGUAAAAAUUUUUUCUCAAUACAGAGAUAGGGUAAGAAAAUAUUCGCAGAAAUAUCAACAUAUUUUAUCGACCUCGUGCAUUCAUGAUCACCGGGAUCAUAUGAAAUAAAAUUACCAUAAUAUACGUUACCUUAUAAGGUGCCAUGUAGAUUUUAAAUUUCUGUUAAUAUUUUAACCAAGAAAUAAACAGUUAACGUCUCCACUUUAUUUUCCAGACGGAUAUUUUUAAACUGUCGGUUCAAGAGCUUGAGGCGACCUUCACUUCAGCAACAAAGACUCACGAGUGAGUAUUUCAUUUGUCAACUGUCAAUAUGAUGGAACAAUAUGAUGGAACUAUGUUCUUGAUCGAAUGUUAUGAAAUUGACGUUCUGAUUUGUGUUAUUUCCAGGCUUUUAGUCAUCCAAGAUCAAGUUUCUGGGCGUGUGGAGCAAGUAAGAACUAAGAUUUUGUAAUCUUUGCUUUUUAUCUCUCUCUUCAUUCAUUUAUUUCUUUUGUGAACACUAGAUAAGUUUAAUGCGACACAUUGACAUACAGUCAACGCUCUUUAAGACGGAAACUUUUAGUGCCGGCGCUAUGUGUCGCCAGAUGGUCUUAGAGAAUGUCCUUCUUAUAGAGAGCUAACAAAAAGUAGUAUAGAAAGGCAGAGACCAACUCUAGGUGUCCGUUUUAGCAGGUGCCUGUCUUAAAGAGAGUCAACUAAAACGAGUAAGGACAGAUACCUCAGUAAAACGGACACCUAGAGUUGGUCCCUGCGUUUCUUUACAUCUUUUAUUUGACUGUCUGUAAGGUUAAAAGGCUAAAGGUCAUUUGUUCUGUAUUUGUUCCUAGUACAUGGAUGUCAUCAGAACUUCCCUCAGAAAGUUUCGACAUGACCUGGAUGAUAUGCUCAGCACUCUUCGGAACUCCAAUGCAAGAUUCAGAAAAACGUUCAAGUAAGACAACAGUGCUGCUCAUUGAUUACUCAUUUAUGUUUUAUCAAUUUACACUGAUCAUUAAAGGGGCUCUGUCACGAGAAUAUUGCUAUCUUAAGCCAAUUAUAUGCUAAGGUUAGUACCUGUACCCAUACACAAAAUGCUCCUGUGUAGUUAUGAAGAAGAAAUUGAACAAAUUUGAUCACGGAACACUUACCUUUGAGUUAAUGAUUUUUGCUGACUUUUUCAAGUUUCAAUCCAUGUCCAUUCUCGCCAUUCGUUGCAGCAGACGACAGGAGACAGUUUCAAUGCCUUUAAUAUAGUCUUAAAUAACAAAACUGGAUCAUUAUUUUUGGAAUUCAAAUAAUUGAUGCGAAAACAACGUUUUAGCUUUUUCAAAAGAUAGCAAAUAGCGUCGCAUAGCUCCUUUAACGGAAUUUUCUCCAAGAAUGUUCGCGUUCACCUGUGUGUUGAGUUGACCUCCCUGGUUAGUAGCUAUCCGUUCGUCGCCUUCUGCCCUUUUUAUUGUUUUCUUUUCUUUUUUUUUCUUUUCAUGAAAUAUAGGCUAAGGACCUGAACAUCUCAUAUUGAUUAUUUAAGACUUGUAAUGUGUAAUGGGAGGCUGCCAUCGCGUUCCAGUUAACAACAUAACUUUCUAUUUUCAGAGUAUUUUCUGAUGGAGGCAAUUUUUCGACGGACGAAGUUGAUGAGUACAGAAAGAAAUUAGUAAGUGCACUUUUCUUAAGAUUUGACGUUUUCAUUUCUGUUUGUUCUUUUGUUUGUUCUGUGACGAUGUCGUAAGAGAAUGCUUACUCUGACUACAAGGUUCAAGGUCCUAAACUCUUUAACGGUCUUAGUUUUGAAUUUCAAAAUGCAAUAAGUGUCUCUUCCUUUUGCUAUAAUAAGCUGAAAGCAUUCCUCUUUUCAUAAAUAUUGAUUUUUUUUUUUUUCUUACCCCUGCUUUUCAUUUUUAUUUAAAUCGCAUUCUUUAUCACUUUCGCUUUCCAUUUUUAGCCUAACUAUGAUUAAUAAAAUCAUCUAAUAUACUAUAAUAUUUAUUGUAGCUCUGCCAUUGAUUUUGCACGUAUACUUCUGUUUAUACCUCGUUAUACUAAUUAACUGAGGGAGCCUAUUCGUUAUAACCUUGGUGGUUUCCCUAGGGCUUCCUCGCUAUUAGCUUUUUAACAACGGUAUUUGGAACUUCUUCUAGUUUUGUAUAUGUUGUGGCAAAAAAUAAACUUGAACUUGAACACUCUUACAGGAACGCAUGGCAAACAAGAUCGACACCUCUGAAGGAUCGUUCAUGGCAGAACUGGAGGGAAUGGAGACCAGGAGAUUAGAGGCAGCCACCGAUUAUGCUGGAAAGUUGGAAGAUAGGUAGGCUGUCAUCAGUGCAGUUAAUUUGAAUACGAUAAUUGAGAUUCGAUUCUCUUGAUCCAAAGGGAUCCUGGAGAACGAGCUUUAAGAAGGCAGGGAGAAGCGGUUCUCUGAGAUACAUACUUAUGUUACAAGAGAGAUUUGCGACAACGAUUUUUAGGGCAACAAUGUUGGAAAAAUGUUGUGAUAAUUCAAAACAAUGUCGCAACAAUGUUGCAUCGCUCUGUUGCGCUAAGAUUCGUCGUUGGGAAUUGUCCCGUGUAACAUCGCCUUUAUAUACUCCGAGUAGUAAUCUCGAACCCAGAUCUCGUCGACUUUGUCUACAAGAGAUCUGGGUCCAAGAUUGGUUAGCCCCUCAAUGAGAACUUGAACUUGCUCAUGUGCUGUCUUUCUUUUCCUAUACAACCGGAGCGAGUUUUAUCAGAAUGAUAGGCUUCAAGCAAUCGUUUUCUUUUCUCAGAACAGUACAAAGCGUGCGAGGUGAUAAUAGUUAUCGCCACUCGCCCGUUUCGUCUCGCAUGGAAAAUUUUCUCUGUUUUUAAAGAAAGUAGGAAAGGUAAAAUACUCUUCACAGUGUAGAACUAAUUAUUCACUACUUCUUUGCAUUACAAUGGAAUCCUCUUAUCUAUCAUCGUCUUAUCCUCUUAUCCUCUUUUGCACUGAAAUCGGUUUUCGUGUUAUUUCCCGGAAGUUUGUAAACCUAGAAAAAAAAAUGGUGGAAAAUCUUUUGAUUGAAAUUCAAGUAAAAGGAGCCGUCAUGAUGUCUGGAGAGUGGUGUAUUGUGUGUGUGUUUUGUUUUUCUGGUUUUCGGGCAGUGUUAUUUUUUUAGCGCGUUCCUAUGUAGCUUUUAAAUACAAUUAACCUCUUGUUUCUCAGAUUUAAAAACCAUUUGUUCGACUUAACUUUCAUGGAAAAGGUGACGAGAUGGCUGACAAAUACGCAAGUUAAAGUCAAGAGCGAGGUGAGCUCCACCAACAAAAAAAGUGAACACAGUCGAACCUGUAUUAAACGUAAAAUACUGUGUUAAACCUCCAUUAAACCUGUAUUAUGUGUACUAUAUUGGCACCUCACCGUACACUUUAAGACAUACUGACUUAUUUGAUUUUUUUGAGUACUUCUGCUAAUUAAUUAUUCAUUUGUAAAAUAGUCUUAUUUACUUGUGGUGACCUCCAAGUAAGGGAUUGCCAAAGAGGCUUUCCCCAUUUUCUGAAAUACAAUUAUUUCCUUGUAUUUUUACAACUGAAAAUUUAAUAAAGUUAAACGACAACUCUUAGGAAAUGACCAACUGAGCGAUUAAUACAGGUAGAAGAAUGACCUCAAGACAUUACUACCUCUCUUUGUGCCAAAAGAAAAGAACAGUAAAGAUCACUAAAACCAUGUACAGUACAUCCUUCGCCCUAUCUUGACAAAGUGGUCGUUAAAUGGAGGUAAAGAAAAUAAAAAUAACUCGUUGGAACCUCUGAAAAGGUGACCGCGAACACUUCAUAGAAGUGACCCAUUAAUACAGGUUAGUUUCUCAGUAGUUGGAGGAUGUUUUUUGGGUGACUUCCUAAUUUACAGGUUCGCUUAAUACAGGUUUAACUGUCUGUCGUUUGACCCAGUUCAUCUUCGUAGUUUUGCAGCAGGGAUAUAAUGUGAGGUUUUUUUGUUUUUUGUUUUAUUUUUUUUUUAGGUCGCAUUCAGUAAUUCUCAAGCUAAAAAGCUCGCUCUCUACCUGUCUACCUUUGAACGCCACAUUGAUGCAGUGGAAAAACCAAACCUAGAUAAGGAGGUCAGAGAAACAUGUUGAAUAUUCCCUUGUUAUGUGCGAAAGCGUAUAUGUUGUGUGCGCCCAGCUAAACAAUCCAGAACUGGAGAAUUAAGAUCGAAUUGUUAUGAACACUAGGUUUCAGAAUUUUUACUGGUAUAUUUUGUUCACUAGUUCUUCUAUAUGCGUGCCGAGUUUCUUUGUGAUUUUUCUACAACAUGUAUCUUUUCAACAAAACUACGUAGUUGCGAAUCUACAAACUGGAUCAAAACUAAAUUUUGUAACAGCUUAUUUGAAAAGGUCGUACAAACAAGCAGGGACAUCGUAAUAAAUAUCGUCAAUGUCAUGUACUGACAUGUUGCAACGUUCAAUGUUCAUUAUAUCUUGCUAUAGCUUGUGUGAUCUACUACAUCAAUAUUAUGCCAAGGAAAAUUAAAGGAGCUGUGUCACGAAAUUUGUCAAAAUUCGGACCUUAAGGUGAUGUUACAGGAGACGAUUUUAGCGCAAGACAGCGUUGCAUCAUUGCUGCGACAUUGUUUCGAAUGGUUGCAACAUUGUUCCAAUAUUGCAACGCUGUGUUGUGCUACAAAUCGUGGUUGCGAAUCGGUCCGUGUUACAUCACCUUUAGGAACUGCCACUAAAUUGAGUGAAACAUGAAAAUAAUCGCGCCAAAACAUUAAAAGAAGGUAUUAAUAACACAGCAAAUACAAAAACAGCCAAGUAUGGACAGACUUGAAGAAGAUUGCAACGGAUUGAAUUUGUGGGUUUUUGAAAACUUGUUAGACGUAAGCAGUUUUUCAAAGUUUAUUUUUGCUGUUGUAAUUGGCGAUAUUAACAAAGGAACUAGAUAGCCGAUACACAUGCAGCCCCUUUAGCUAGCGUUAUGCUUCUUUUCUUUAGCAAGUAACAGCCCGCCAGGUUCAGAGCAGCCUAAUUCCGAUACUGCAGACAUUUCAUGAGCGAUCCCUGUACUUGAACUGUCUUCUGAAUCCGGCCACACCCAGUUUAGCUAUACUACACGCUGGACUCAAGAAAAAUGAAGAGAAAAAAGACGAGGGAAAAAAGGAGGAUAAAGCACCAAAAGGAGCUCUCAAGUGAGUUAUAAAACCUGUUUAGGAUAAAAUAACGAUGUUCGUGUUAAAUUAAAAGCUUCCUCACUCAGAGAGAUUCGCAUGAAAUAUUCGAAAAUUGAAACUCAGUCGCUCUGAGUUAGGAAACUUUUAAUGUAAUAUAUCUUUGCCAGGGCGAGGGAUCAACAUUUUUUUUUUUAAACAAGUGAGCAUAUAUAUUUAACGUAACGAAAAGAAUUUCUGCCGUCUUGUUUGGAAUUGUUCAUUUCAGUCAAGUGUCGCAUACCGCACCGAUAUCUUUGCUUAUUUAUCACGAACCCAUUUGAAUUAGAUUAUUAAUGGGGUUGAAAUGAUUUUUUCUUCUUUAUAGCCAGGCAAUGAUGUUGAAUUUGCCGUUGUCGUAUCAAUCAAACUCUUCUCUGUUAGCCCCUUUAUUUCUAUGACAGCCAGAUUCCUAUCUUUGACCUAUUACGUAACGAUCCCUUGUUUUGCCACUUUGCACUUGAAAUGGGAUCAGAGGCUUAAUUCAUCUUUAAGAGCUCUUACCUUCGCUCUUAUCCCAACGGACAAAAUUGCCGUCGAGGUUACGUUUGUAGUAACCACAGGUUAUUGAUAUGAUCUCUCUCUUUAACCUCAACCCUGUGAUCAGAUUCUAAACAUUGGAAAAUCCCCCCAUUUUUGCUCUAUUAAAGGGGCAAAAACAAAUUCUGAAGUGCUAUUAACGUAGUAAAGUUUAAUCCCUUCAGUUUACAUGUAACGUGCAACAGCCUCUUCUUUAUGUUUGAAAUCCCUCUGUUCCCUACUAAACAGCGACGCUAUUUUGUUGCAUUUUCUCGUCACUAUGGUCUUCCUAUACUUUUGUUACGUCUCACUUCCCAAGACUCAACAAGACGUUCCACUCUGUCUUUCUUCCUGUUUUAAGCCCACCUUACCUGCAAAUGCUCUGCUGGAAAAGAAAACCAUAUUGUCUCUGAAUUAACUUUCUUUUCCAAUAUCUCUAUCACACUGCUAUACAGCACAACAUUUAUCAUGAUGUACAUGUACUAGGCCUCACUCUCUCUUCCCUACGAUUUGCCACCUCAGUCCCUUUUAUGCGACUCUGCCCCCGUCUGGCCUCUUAGUUCAGUCGCUAGAGGUCGUGGAUUAGAUUUCCACGGAGGUUCGUGUGGCUCCCUGGUUGAUUCCCUUUACUAGGGUUAACGUUGCUUAGUCCCUAAGCCUCAUUAUUGGCGGCCGAUGGGUUUCGAGUAACGUGGUACGUUCGUCUCGCAUACGUCACCGAAAUACAUUGACCGAGAAGGUCUGGGAAGACGCCGUACCGGGAAUAGGCAAGGGUUAACGCUCAUUGUUGUUGUCGUUUUUUUUUCCUCAUCGCUAACUCUUCAAUUUCCUCUUCUGAGUAAAUUCUCUUCUUCAUGUCACCUGAAUAGCGACACCCUUUUAUUGCACUGUUCCUAUUCCUUUCUUGUAAGCUUCAUUUCUUGUACUAUCAACUCUUGUUUUUCUAUCUCUCUCUCUCGCCUGACUGGACAUAUCCUCUGUCAGUACAAUUAUGGAAGAAGAAGAUGAAAAUCCCUAUUCCAGUGAUACUUCUGGGCAGCUAAGCCCUGGGACUCAUACCCCAAGUCUAAAACUGGCUCAGGUACAAAACCCGGACUCAAAUCUGCUCUGGACGUGUUAUUUUCCUACUCCUGAGACCUUCCAUCAGUUUCUUCAAGAUCCUCCUGCAACGCCACCGACUGAACGAAAAUCUUCUCCAAAGUACGUUUUCUAUUUAAUUCUUCUUCUUCUUGAAGGUCUCUUACUACUAACUUCAUUCAUUUUUUUCUUGUUUCUUUGAUGUUUACCUGGAUGGUGGAUCCCUUUCUCGCUUUAACCCUUUACCUUAAGUCCCAAUAUCCACGUACAAAUUCUUUAGACUGACUUCGAUACUUUUCCUUAAGAAAUCAGCUGAGAGAAUUUGUUAACAGAUCAAAGCACUUUUCCGUUGAUGGUCAAUCAAUUAAUUCUCAUGUUAUUUCUCUUGUUCAUGUAUUAAUAUUGUUAGAAGAAGAUUGAUGUUGCGGCCACUCUUAGGACGUGAAGGGUUAAGAAUAACUUGUGUAACCACUAGUAAAUGCCCUUACAUUUCCCUGGCUUCAAGCCCAGCGCCUGUUUUUUUUAAACCAAAGGUUAAAUCUUGCAUGUCUGCGAAACUUAACAAUUUCAUAGGCAGCAUGGUGUUCACUCUGGGGAAUAGCCUGAGAAAACAGCCGGCAUUUCGCGACGCCACCACUAGUUUCCCCGCUAAAUGACGUCUGAGAAACGAGCGCAGAAAUUCCAUACUGAUGACGUGUCACUACCCAGGUCUGAGUAGUGCUUCCGAUUGGUUGAAGAAAAUUUCUUUCGCGGCACAACCAAUCAGAAGCACUACACAGAUCUGGAUAGUGACGCAUCAUCAGUAUGGAAUUUCUACGUACAGUCGUUUUUCAGACGUGAUUUCGUGAGAAAACCAGUGGUGUUGUCGUGAAAUAUCGGCUGUUUUCUCAGGCUAGCUGUGGAAAAACCCUUUCUACUUUUCAAAAUAACUGGUGAAACAACUAGCAACUGCUCUUUCCUUUCCCUGGCUUCAACCCCAGACACCCGUUUUAAGACUGCUAUUGUAAACCAAGGUUAAAUCUUGUAUGUCUGCGAAACUUAACGAUUUCGUCUUCUUUAUACUUUACAAUAACGUCUUAAAAGUUUCUUAGAAUGACUGGAUGAGAAGUCUGUAUGUGAUGGUUUUCUUCCUUCGUUAUUGGGCUCCUCUUGCUGCUGUUCCACCUCCGAAUGUCUCCUUGUUCAGUUCUCUUUAUUUUCCAUGCUAUUUUGUGCUCUUCCUUCUCUUUUCUUCAUGCAUUGUGCGAAGACGCUUUCUUUUGUAUAUGCUUCGCUUAAUAUAUUGCUAUUCUCUAAAUUGUUUUUAGAUCAAAGAAAAGUAAAAAGCGACUCUCGCAGAAAGUUUUAAUCGAAAGCAGCGAGGUAGGAGAUGCUUUAGACCCACAAAGUGAAGAAGGCGACAAACCCAAGAGCUCUCGUAAGUUAGACAUUUAUUUUUUCUUUGUGCGAUAUAACGUGUCUUGAAAAUACAGGACGGCCAGUUGAUAGUCUAAAGGAGGCUUAAAUGGAGUGAAGUGUGAUUUCAUGUUACCAUGGAAGCAAAAUUUCUCGAUCCUCCAGAUCCAGAAUUUUUGCUAACAUGGCAACGUGACAGAACGACUUCUCCUCUAUAUUUACUUUAAACUUGGUAGAAGAGGGUAACCCACGUCCUUUUUCGACUGGAAGGAGGAAGCGAAGCUGCUUUGUUAUUUGGAAUUGACGUUGAAUUGUUUGGAAAUCGAGAUUUCAUUUAUUCUCCUCACCAAUUGCAAGAAAAUUUCAUUGAACAAAAAUAGUGCUUAAAAAAAUCGCAUUUUCGCGUUUUGUUGUUGUUUGUUUGUUAUCUAAAUAGCGUCAACAACAUGGAUUUUGCGAUUAAAAAGGACGUUGAUGUUUGGUUCGUAGAUGCAAUUAAGUAACCGAUUUCAGUUUUGACCGUGGCUAUUAAUGAUACGCUUACGAAGAUACUCUGUUUAAUAUCAUUAUUAUUUUUCAAACUUUCCUAGCAUCUCUAUCGAGAGUAGCUAAGGCCGCAGAAGACGAUGGAAGACCAAAAACAGUCCCAGCAGAAUUAAAGGUAGUUGCAAGAAAUUGUCUUUUGUUUAUUUAACUAUAGCGAUCUCUUUCCUUUAGUAGUCUGUCAGUGUUGCGAAUGCUUCCAUAAACACUUGACGUCGUAAAAGGAUUGCAAAAGGGCUGUACAAUGCCCAGAACACAAUUGUUAACAGUGGCUCCGUAACACUAAGAGACAUCCUCUUUUCAAUAGUCCAGUUUCGAAUUCGUUGCGGCCGCUGAAUAGAAGCACUAAACGCUCAUUUGUACAGGGUUAGCCUCGACACAAGGUAAAUAUAUUCACAAAUUCCAGUCAGAAGAAGACCUGUGUACAACUGUGUCUAUUGUUUUAAACUCAAAUUCAGGCACCUUCUCGCCUGUAUUUGUGAAUAUUUUACUUCAGGUCGAGACUAACCCUGUAUAAAUAAGUCAUCAGUGCUUCUAUUCAGUGGCCGCGACGAAUUUGAAACUGGACUAUUCGUCACUAUAGAAACAAGAAAGAAACCGGAUCGAUUAAGUUUCGCAAAGACUUUUGGGACUGUUCCUGGGGACAGUGGAAAAAAUUGGCCUGCAGCUGACCGGGAUGUCCCAAGUAACUAUCCCAGGAGUCUUUGCGCUAGUUAACUGGGCUCAGUUUCCUUUUCCUUUUUGAAGUGGCGAAUGGUAUGAGAAAGUUUGAAAGAUACGGAUCCGUAUUCUUUUGACCUGGUCCCAGUUGUUCAAAAGGUGGAUUGCGCUAUUCACCCGAUAAAUCUCUAACCACUUGGGUAGCCAAUAGGUUUCCCUAAUAUUUAUCCACUGGGUAGUGAUUUAUCUGGUGGAUAGCGUUAUCGGUACAUCCACCUUUUGAACAACUGGGUCCUGAUUUUGAAGCAGUUCGUAGCAAAAUGGUUGCUUUGAACAUUACGUCUGCACAAUGAAACUGCCUGUUUCUUUCAGGGAACGCUAAAGGACCAGGACAAACAGGGAGGAAGACAGAGAAGCGCUGGGUAAGACUGAGAUGUUUGUUAUAAAUAAAAAGUGUUGAGUUAUUAAACAUCAUUCUGUAUUUUCCUUUUAUAUCAUAUGAGUGAUAUGAUUAAUUGUAUUGCUUCAAAGGCCGACACUGAGGAAGGUCCCUGUCAGUUUGGUACAUAUUCCAUUAUUAACAUAAUAGGGUCUGUCUUCAUCCAGUAGCCGACCAUGCGGGUCAAUAACUUGCAAGGGUUUAGGAGAUAAGUAUUUUUUAGUUGUAUUUCUUCAAUUCUUUUUCAGAAAUCGCAAGUCAAGUGCAUCCAGACGGGAUACGAUGGGACCCAGAUACGACAAGAAAUACCUGGUGUUUGGCGAGAAGAUGGAGGAAGACAGGUAAGAACCAAAAAUCUCUGCUUCCAUAUGCUUAAAACAAUGUGGCUAUUAUAAUAAUAGCCACAAGUAUUGAAGGUCCAUUGGGGCUUUUUUAUCUGUUGCUUUUGUUACUCUUUCUCCCUUGAAUCAACGAUCAAUUUGAGAUUCUACUUCGAAUGAGGUUUGUUCAUCAUGGUAGAUAUUUCUUGAUCUGACAACUCGAUGCGUAAUAACAGACACCAGCAAGGUUUACAUCAGGUUAUAAGUUUUGAAAGCAUUGCAGCAGUUUUUGUGUGUAAUAUGUUCUUUUCCCUAUUUCUUGUUGUUGAAAGCUUCUCUUAUUUACUUAAUGUUAUUUUUAUGUUUUGGGACACUGUCACACAAGUAGCUUAGGGCACUAAAAAAAUAAUACGAAUAAGAUUUUUCAUAGCAUACAAGGGAUCUGUUAUCGUUCACUUAAUCGGUGUAUAAUAUUUAAGUGUUAUAACAGAGUUGUAUUUCUGAAGUGUUUUAACAGUGUUGUAUUUUUUGUACUAGGCACUUCAUGGCUCGAAUCAGGAACAUAUUAAGAGAAGGCUUAGAGGGAUUACUUGCCACAUCUGAGGUAAUUCUAUUUAUUUACACAUCUUAACAUGAUGAUGCUAAGAAGAUUUAUUCAAACAGCUCGGUCCGAAACUCAAGAGAUCCUGAAAAGACUCAGUACCUACAGACUGUAAGUUUUAAGCCUGGAAGAAACAAGAAUGCGUCGAGAAAAAUCCAAGAGAAAGGAUCUUUGUGGUAGAAUUUGAGUCUAGGCAUUAUUUGUUCUUCUGUCAAAUAGAGGAAUCAUGUCGGCAAACAUCCAGACACUUACCUGCGAUUAAGGCUUUAGCCAGCUGCAGUAGCCUGAGAAAACAGUCGACAUUUGGCGACGCCACCAACGGUUUCCCCGCGAAAUGACGUAUUAGAAACGAGCGCAGAAAUUCCACCCAGAUCUGGGUAGUGCUUCUGAUUGGUCGUGCCGCGUGGAAAAUUUGGAGAAGCACUACCCAGGUCUGGGUAGUGAAAAACCGUGGGUGGCGUGGCCAAAUGUCGGCUGUUUUCUCAGGCUACAGCUGCACAUUUCUUAUCUGUUUUUCUUUCAACAGAUGUAUUAUCGCCAAAAAGGUCAGCGGACUCCUACUCGCCCCCAGGCUAUCCAUGAUAAUUUUGACCUGUGUGCAGAGGCCUUAGUUCAGCGAUUGACGUCAUAUAAGACCCAGUCCGAAGAGUAUCAUAACUCCUGCAUUCAAGGUGAGUAAACGGGUUAUUUGUUAGCCUUUUCGAUGUCUAAAGCUCAAAGCCUGAUUCUCAGAUACUGCCAUUAGAUUAAUCUUGGGGUUCCAUGAUCUUUGCAUUACAGUUAACACCAGCUUAAAAGAACCUACAUUUUUGGAGGUCUUUUAUUUAGGGGUAGGUAUUGGCAAUUUAGACUAAGUAGGUUGUUAAUUUCCAUGAAUGAGAUCUAGUUGAUGACUACCAGAAAUAUAACCAAACUUUAGUUUGGUCCUGAAACAUUGCAGUGCAAGCUUUCUUUAUUCAUGGUCCAUGAAGACAAUUACAAUCUGUAAUUUUAUAACGUGUUUUCGUUGUAGGAAUUACAGCUUGAUUUUACUUGGCUAAACAGGUUCUUAUAUUUUUGGGUAUUAAAGUGUCAAAUUUCUGCCAGCGGGUUCUCAAACAACUAGGUUCUUAUAAGCAGGUGUUCACUGUAUUUGAACCACUCACCUCCUAACCUAGAUAUUUUUUUCAGCUUUGUGCUGACAUUUUGAACAAAGGGCUGAGUUGUUCAAAAGGUGUUGUUGUUCAAACCUCUAUCCACUGGAUCGAUAAUCACCUUUUGUUUUCGCAAUCAUCAUGACCUUUUAAGGAGUUUUUAAGAUAUUUUGAAAAGUCGAAAAUUGCAUGUGGACUUUCUCUUCUCUAAAGGUAUUCUUUUUCCUCUCAUCAAAUUUUGAAUUCCUUUGUCUGUGCACAUCACAGGUACGUUAUUAUAUUUAAUCUAAUUCAUUGAUUGCCUUGUUUGUUUGCAGAACUUCGCUCGCAGUUACAGAAAUUUUCUGUGAUGUUAGUUCACCUUCCACCGCUGGUUGUUCAGAUCAUAAUCACUGACCAACUGGGUGAAUUAGAGAAAGACAGAAAAACAUUAGAAAAUGACUAUCAGCUCAGAGUACAAGAAUUAGAGAAAAGAAAGGUAUUUAAAACUAUCAGUAUCAAGUAUUAAAAUAACUGUUAUACACACUUACACACCAGCCAAAACCGAAUGUUUUUAGGCUCGAUAACAACGAACUGCCAGUUUAUUAAAUGGCUCAACACCUCCAAGGGUUGGGAUUGGCCAAGGAAUAUGGAACCAAACAACAACAACAACAACAACAACAAAACCUUACCCUAUUUUAUUGCAGUCGUUAAAAAGUAAUUUACGAUCUAUUUAAAACCAAGUUUUGUGACAGACCAAGUAUGUGCAUGUCGUAAGGAGUAAAUGCAGUUUGCAUCCCAUACAGUAUGCUAUGCUGCAUCAGGAUUACCUAGCUUAUGAAUAAAGGCCAUCCAUUUGUCUAUUUCUCAGGAUAAAUGCCGCCUUUCGAAUUAGCGAAUCAAGUUACAAGGCUUUGUAACAUUUUCUUUUCUUUUCUCUCAUUUUGUUUUCUCUUUUCUAUUUCUUUUUAGAAUCAUCAUCAAUCUCAGCUGCGCCCUUCUCUGGGCCAUCCUCACAACCGAACAGAGAUGGACACCCUUUGCGCCAGUGAAGAAAGACGGAGACAAGAGGCCCUGGAUGGAGCUAAACAACAUGCAGAAGCGCUAGCGGUGCGUUACCAAAAUAACAUGUUUUAAUAGGCUUUGUGCAGCAACUAAAUCUUUAUGAACCUGGGCUUAAUCAGGGUAAUUCUACCUUGCAAAUACGGUCGCUUGUAUGGGGUCCUCAGCGACGAGGAGCAAUAAGAGGUCGCUGUUUUUGCAGGCUUGGCUAUUUCGUUUGAAACCAGUUUGACAUGCACUUUAGGCAAAUGUUAUCUUAGUUUGCUUUGAGGUAAAUUCGCGAAUACUCUAAUAUUCGAUGAUUAAUCACUUCUUGUUUUAAGGAAACCGAAUUUAAAUGCCCAAGUUAAUAAAACGGUAGAGUGUAUGCUCGCGGGCAUAACUAUGUUUUGGGCCCGACUCAAAGUCAUUUUGGCCCGAACCGCUAGACGAGGGUUAAAAUGAGCUCUGAGAAGGGCUUUUAACAUUGUGUGUCCAAGAGCAUAAACUCCAUUACUACCAUUAUUAUUUUGGAGGGCAUUGGGAAAAAUGACAACAAGACAGUCUGGCGUUUACAAGUUGAAUGGCUUUUAUUUUCUCUCAAUGAAAAAUGCACUUGUCUUCCUCAGCGGUCUAAAAUAAAUUGUUACCCGCCAAAUUCUCCAUUUUAACCCGCACGAUGCCCCAAAAUGCCCGAAAAAGUGAUAAUAAUAGACCUUAUCAUUCAUUCAAAAUAUUUCUCCGUUUCUGAUUGGCUCCAAUACCCCGGCUAAUUUUUUAUAACCAACUGGCGCUCACCAUAUUUGGAAGGCUGGGCAAGCAAUAUACCAUCGACUCGAUGGUGUAUUUUGAUUAGAAACGAGGUUGAUCGAUGGUACAUUUGACUCUUGGAAACGAGUCUGCUUGGGCAAUAGUGAACUAAAAAAAAUUGCAUUUACGGCUAUCCGUAGACGAAAUAGCUCAGUUCAUUUUCUGACUUAAAUUAGGGGAAAAAUGCACGAAUUGUGAAAACACGUUGCUCGAUGGAUGCUAUAUACUUCUUGAGGAGUAUCUGCAAGAUAAAACAUCUGUUUAUAUCCUGAAACAGUGCCGAUAAAUAGGCUAAAAGUUUGAAAGUCUACGAGGAGGUGAGGCCUUCAGCCUCGGUGUAUAACACCCUCCUCGAUCUGCAUAAUUCUUCACAUCCUAUUCAGCCUCAUUCAACAAUUGUUAAUUAAUUUUUCGUUAUUAUCAUCAUAUGGACAACAGUUAGAUGAUCAAAUAAAUGAAGUCUGAGACAGUAUACCAUUCAUCAAGAUUUAUAUUCUUAUCGGAUAUGAAUUAUAAACUUACCUGCUAGGGCUAAGGAGAUUGUUGUGUUUCGUUAGCCACUUGAACAACUCGCCAGUGAAAGCUUUGUGGCGCGUUUACAAAAGAGCAAUAGUUUACUCCCCUAGGAUUGGCCAGCUACACCAAAAUGGCGGCAUUUUAAUUGUUUACUUUAACUUUGAUAUGAAUGCGCGCGUAAAUGAAUGGUCUGCUUUCAGCAACAUGUCUCACUGUUGCUUGCUUAAUUUUCUCUUUAAAGUGUUUUCACCCUUACUCUCAGGCGCCUGUUCUACAAAACUCGAAUUUGACGCGUUAUUAUUGUUGACUUUGCUUUUUAGAAACUAGAAGCUCAGGUUGCAAGUUCGUUUAUCGAGAAGCUGGCUCAGACAUGUGAGACUAUGUUACUUCAGUUUGACGCAGUCCUCUCCUUGGAUGAUGUUGAAGUCGGAAGUAAGUGAUUUCACUUCAGUUUUUAUCUGUUUAGGACAGUUGUAUCUCAAACGGCAGGGAAAUAGUCCAGUUCCGAAUUUAAAAUUACCGCUGAAUACAAACAUUAACGACACAUUUAUACAGGGUUAGCCUCGACGUAGUCAGAAAUUCUAGCAAGUAAGUGUUUGAAAUUUGAAUAUACAGACACAAUACACAGUAAUAAACAUGUAUUUUUCUCGCUGGAAUUUGUGAAUAGUUUACUUCAGAUGGAGGCCAGGCGGCUAAGCCUGUAAAUAAUGCGUAUUCACUUCUUUAAUUCAGCGGUCAUAGCGAACUCCAAACUGGACUAUUGUCAACCUCACAAUGGGUUCAUCGAGAGAAGGAACCCCUGAGUGGCGUUUUGGGAGGUCAUAAGUACAAAUCCGGCCAGCACGGAAUUAAGAAUAGUGUGUGCCUUUUCAGAGUUACAGUUGCUAACUUAGUUCGAGAAAAUAAUAUGGGAUUAGCGAAGAUAGAGGAGGAAAAUGAUUUUGCGUGUAGCAUCGAAAGGCUGUUGAUUGAGUGUGGGUAAGUCUCCUCUAGCCUGCGAACGGUAGACGUUUCUCCUCGCUCAUCGCCGCCAAGGGACGUUUCACGAGGAGGAACGUCUGCGACUCAGCGACAGAAAUUCCAUACCGAUGACGUAAAUCAAUGUUUACAUAUUAAAUCCGGUAGUCAUGGGGUUCCAAAUGCAACUAGAAUUAAAGCGGAAUACAAGUGGAGCUUAUUCCCGCGCGUCCGGCGAUGUAGGUCACUUCAUGUAACAUUCAAAUAGGAGUGACUAGUUCAACCCCUGGGGUAGGCUUAACAUUUUAACCAUUUGAAUUCACAGAGGUUGAACCCAAACCAAAGAGUACCAAGAGACUGUUGAGAGAGAAAAUGACCGGUAGUGAGGACGACAAAGGUAAGAAUCAGAAAUUGACCCAAGAAAGAAGAAACCUGACAAGUCGUAAAUUUAUACAGAAUUGGAGCUCCCACAGAAUCCGACAGGCAGAAAGUCUACUUAUUAACUGAAGUUUUUAACUAUCUUUGUAAUUGUUUUCGCUAGUCAUAGCUAAAUAUACGGUGGAGUGACGGCGAUAAUGGGGCGUCGUUGUCCAGCCAUUUCAGACCACUUAAAUUCAAAUUUGCACGAGGGAGUGGGAGAGGGAAGGGGUUGGGUGCCCGGGGGAAUAGGGGCGGGAGAAGGGAGAUAAAGAGGGAAAUGAAUGAUUUUCCAGUAAUCGGAUACCCUUGUUUUGCGCACAGGAUUCUGGGACCGCCAGGGGGCAAACAUUGCGAGUCGCCACAAAGAAAUGUAUGGCGUGGAGCUGUUUCUCCGGUAAAAGCAGUGUCUUUGGACAGAGAAUGCAACAUUUUGCCGUGAUUUUAUGAGAAGCGGAGGUGACUAAUGUUGGUGCGAAGAAAUUGUAAGUUUUUGUGGGAUCAAUGCGAUGAAAUCUAUCGAUAAACACUGAUUCUUGCGAAAGGUCGACUGUGAAUUUACUGAAUGGUCUCGAAAUAUAUAGUACUAACUUAGGUAUAAAUGAGUGGGCAAUGCGGACUCAUUUAAGCCUUUCCAGUUGUACUUACAUGUGCUCAUAUUUACAACGAGUGUAAUUACGCUCCGCUGGGAGGCGAUCUCGAAGGUAAGCUUAUGUAUUGUCGAAUUUGAUAUGUAUUAAAUUUAAAAACAAAAACACCUUCCGCACAUUAGUAUAUUGAUUUCUUCUCGCCAAAAAAACACAAGCGAAAUGUUUUGUCAUGAUCCUGAGAACCGAUGAAUUCUAAUGCCUUUUGCAAUCAUUUGGAGGGAAGAUAUAGAAUCUCUGAAUUUCGCACAUCAACUUGGUGUUUAUUUUCACACUCACCGCUUUUGUAUCGGAAAUCUUACUCGUUUGUACGAUUUUUGCCUCAUCUACUAAUGGUUAAAUACCAUGUACUUUUCAUGAAAUAUUUUGUAGAUGUCACUUUGUUUAUACCAAAGUAAAGGAGGAUUUUUUAUUUUUAUGGCCACGUAAAUACCUAUGAUCGUUGCCUUGUCAUAACCCGCAAAGCGCCGCACAGCGCUGAUCGCGGUCGAGCGUAGUUACACUCGUCGUAAAUAUCACCACACGUAAUUAUAACUUAAACGCUUAAAUGAGCCAAUCCCCCUACACGUAUACCUAAAUUUGCACUAUAUAUUUCGAGACCUUUUCUUCGAAUUCUUCAUGUCUGUGUAAAUUCAGUGAACAUAAAUUUCACACUCAACCUCAAGGAGUGUUUAUCGAUAGAAUUUUUCGCAUUAAUCACACAGAAACUUGAAAUUUCAACACACCAACAUUAGUCACCUCCGUUUCUCAUAAAAUCAAGGCAAAAUGCGGCAUUCUAUGUCCAAAGACACUGCUUUUAACGCAGAAACAACACCACGCAAUACAUUUCUUUGUAGCGACUCGCAAUGUUUGCCCCCUGGCGAUCCCAGAAUCCUGUGCGCAAAACAUGGGUAUCCGAUUACUGGAAAAUCAUUCAUUACACAACAAUGUUUUUUACUUCGCAAUAGAAAAGGGGCUAAAGGGAGGAAGCCAAGAAAAAUUGGACUGGGAAUUCUAAGGGUUUAAAACCCCGUCUGCCCCCUCCGAGGGAGUGCAUGUGUCCGGUUUUAAUAAUUCGCCCAUCUGAAAUUCUUAUAACCUGAUUCUUUUAAAGUUGUUUUCGUUGUUGUUUUUCUGUAAUCUUCUAUCCCUAUUUCGUUUUUAGAUAAACUGGCACCAUUCCCGUCUGGAGGUACUGUUUGGGAGGGCUUACCAACUAACGAACUUGUCCUGGAGGAGUCUGUUGACAAGAAGAUUAAUAUCCUUUUGUGUAGUUCACAGUUUGCUUCUCCCCAGCUGAACAGACCGAACAUCUAAACAAGUUGUUAUUUAGAAGCACUUCUUCUAGUUUUCGGGUCUCUCGACCAAUGUUUUAUGAAAAACUUGAAUUAUGGCAUUGUUUAGGCCAAUACGUAUUUUAAAGUUCCACAAUCAUUGCUUGUUUUGUACAAAACUAGAACAGGGAUGGUGUUAAAUUAUCAGUGUUGGAAAGUUCCACAGUUAUGGCCUCGAUCUUUGUCCAAAAACACAGGAAAGAAAAGAAAGAUACCGUUUAAAUGGCGACUACCUAUCGACGCGUUACUUAAGAUCCAGCAACUGAUUUUCCUUAACUUUCAGCACGAACCCCCACCGUCAAAACCGUCAAGACAACACAAGGUCAUUUGGCAGUGAUCCAUUCACGGAACAAGGCUUAUGAUGUAAGGGAUAGUAGUACUUUUAUAAAAUCUUCUUCUUCUUCUUCUUUACUCAUCCUAAAAAAUUCUAAUCCUGAGUUACAGCUAAUCGUCAUCAGAGCCGCUCUAUGGGCCCUGAAAUGUACAAUCAUUUCUAUCAAUUUAACGUCGAAUUGUUAGGGCAGAAAAAGUUCUCUUUAACUUUCCCAGGAUUAACUUGUAAUUGACUAUAAACAUCUGUCAAAUCUUUUAGGAUUACAAAGAGAAGUUCGAGGCUAGAUUGAAGGCCAUUCGAGAAGCAAUGAAUGCACAAAUCCAGAAUGAAGAAAGAUGGACACGAAGCUGGAAGCGAUCAAUUAGCAAAAUCAAAGAACUUUAUUGAGACUGCAUUGUGAAAAAGUGAGAAAAGACAUGCUUUGGCUUUGUGUUACACCUGGGAUCCAAAGUUAACUCAAGUCCUUAAUCCUGGAUGUUUGUCUAACUUUUAUGUACAGUUUGGCUUGAGAUCACUCCACGCUUGCUGUUGUAAUGGAGUAAACAUUGGAUACUAAAAAAUGUAUAAAAUUAUUAUACCCAGCGCUUUUCUUUUGGCACUGAUGUAUUUGUAC
Messenger RNA from Porites lobata, 36914 nucleotides. The record is from the annotation of a GenBank genome assembly. Lineage: Eukaryota; Metazoa; Cnidaria; Anthozoa; Scleractinia; Poritidae.